CCACUCACGACCCUCAAAGUUAUCGAUGACACCACCUGAAAUUGACAUGGUUAGUGUCUCUGCACGUAUGGAUGAGGGAUAUCUCUCCAUGCUGCAAUUGAUGGAGACAAAGGUAGACUACCUUCUGCCACAAGUAGAUCUGUGGCCCAACUUUGCUUUGGAGUCCCAAGGAGCAACAAUUUUACGGAAGACAAGCUCAGAUACGUAUCACACCUAUAAAGAAUUUGAAUUGUUUGGGGUAUCUAUCAAGCUACCUGCUAUAGGCCCAGAAAUCGUUAUUAAGGGAAGAUCUCAUCUCAGUCCAGGACACUGCUGGGCCUUUGCAGAUUUACCGGGACGUUUAUCCAUAGCACUGUCCCACAAAACCACCGUCACUCAUGUGUCAAUGAGUCAUAUUCCCAAGUUCGUUUCCCCGACUUCCUCAGUCUCUAGUGCUCCUCGAGAAUUUUCUGUCUAUGGAAAGGAGAACUUGCAAGAUGAGGAAACUCAUUUGGGAACUUUCUUGUAUGAUGAAGAUGGCGACCAAAUACAGACCUUCAAACUUCCUGCCGAUAAAGUUGACACAUUCCACUACGUGACUCUAAAUGUGAACAGUAACUGGGGUCAUCCGGAUUACACCUGCCUUUACAACUUUAGAGUUCACGGUGAACUUGCCAAAUGAUGAGGACAAGGAGAAAAUGGAUAAAAGAUAUCAAAGGGAAUGUAUUUUUUUCUUUUCCAUACACAUAUACACAAAGGCCCACAGGUACAACAGGAACCAAUUACUAUUAUGUUUUACAGGAGUGACAUACAUUAUUAUGGUCCCUUUAUACUGUAAUAGUAUAGAUUUUAUUCUGACGGACUGAAAUGAGGGCUGCACAAUGGCACAGUUGGCAGCACUGCUGCCUUGCAAAAACGAGGUUCAGACAUGAUAAAAGUAGUAUGCGUGGGUCUCUUUCCGGCUACACCAGUUUCCUCCCACAGACAUAAUAAAAGUAGCAUGUGUGGGUUUUCUCCGGGUACUCCGGUUUCCUCCCACAGUAAGAACAUGACUGUUAGGUUAAUUGGUCUAUCCAAAGCCUACUUACGUGUGAGUAUGUGUUGCAUGAUUGAUUGUCAUGUCUAUCUCUAAAUAGAGUAGGAUCCAUUAACACAUCUUUUUAAAUA
Molecule: messenger RNA, 1146 nt
Organism: Poeciliopsis prolifica (blackstripe livebearer)
Lineage: Eukaryota; Metazoa; Chordata; Actinopteri; Cyprinodontiformes; Poeciliidae
Product: SUN domain-containing protein 2-like
Exons: 6
Coding region: 26-661 (211 amino acids)
Biological process (GO): nuclear envelope organization
Cellular component (GO): meiotic nuclear membrane microtubule tethering complex; nuclear envelope
Molecular function (GO): protein-membrane adaptor activity
Source: RefSeq, a predicted model, not a curated record